Venturia canescens is the source of this 1678-nucleotide messenger RNA. RefSeq lists its product as uncharacterized. Bases 1001 to 1546 code for a protein of 181 amino acids. The transcript has 4 exons. NCBI's taxonomy places the organism in Eukaryota, Metazoa, Arthropoda, Insecta, Hymenoptera, Ichneumonidae. The record is from RefSeq and is a predicted model, not a curated record.
UGGGCUUAUCGUUAUCAGGGGACCUUAAACUAUCAUUUACGGCAAAAAAGUGGACCUUCACCGUACUUUAUCGAACGGCUGAACUACUUUAAAUCGAUGGGUUCGUGUUCUAACGAGUGAAAUUUUGAAUUCAACAUUACUCGAUAUUCAUUUUUAUUGUUUCAUUACUUUUCUAUCCAAUUUUGUCUUCUACGACUAUUUUUCGUGUUCACACGUUUUCAGUAGAAAACCAUCAUGGAAAGUCAAAGUCCUGGUCGGUUUUCAUGAUUUCAGGAAAAGAAAGCUCGAGGUCAGGUUCACUUUUGGCACAGGUUUUCAGGAUACUCGUACCUAAUCGAAGGAUCUGAGACUUACUAGAAAUCAUGAAAAAAAAUCUUUCCAAAAGAGCGAAAAAAUAUAUCUGGAAACUGUGGAAUUAUUUGAAAAAUGUAUUUGAGCUUAAAAAAAUGAGGGUUUGUCGCCUGCCACAAAAUAUGAUGAAAAAUCUACCAAAAUUUUGGUGUUCUACAAAAAGUGCUCCCUCCGAAAUUGUUUCCUGACACGAUCAAAUUUUACAGUCUUCAUGUCGGAAAUAAUGUGGAAAAAUUCAUUAAUCAAAAUGACGAUCUGGAUUUCCUGCUUCUCCGGAAAACUCUGUUUUUCCAGUGCUUUUUUUAUGACGCUAAAGUUUUGUUUCACACUUCAUAAACUGGCGAGAAUGACAAAGUUGUUACUUUGUUUUAUAACCUCGCAAGUGAUUCCUCGGUUCCCACGUUAGAUCCUGUAAUCAACGAUAAAAUGAUCUUGCACAAUAGCUCACGCAAACUUUUGUCAAAAUUCCGAUUACUAUCGGACUCAACGAUCGCGAUGAACAAUGUUAUUACAUGUUCUAUUUCCUUUUUCGUUUCACGAUAUUUACGCCACGCUGUGCUCAAUCGCGAACAAGUGGCUGACUAAAAAUGUAUAAAAAGCUCGAUGAAAAUUGUCAUCGUUGAGUUAUUGAUUGAACGCCACGAGCAUCAUGUCCGUUCCUACCUUUUGGGGUGUGAUACUUUUUACCGUUGCGUUAGCAGCGCUCGUGGCUGGUGAUCCAACAACGAUCUUCACCGUUCACAGUGCCAAAGUCACGACCAAUCCGAACGAUUACUUCGAUCCGUGGUCCGUUGAAUUCGCCAAGGGAAAACGGUCCUCUUUGAUCAGUGCCAAGCUACCAACGAAAAAGGAUGUGCCCGACAAUAUGCAAGCGAAAUUAUAUGCAAAAAUGGAGGGUCAAGAACCUGUCGAGUACACCGGAACUUUAUGCGAGGGUUUAGAAGAGGAAUUGGUUGGGAAGACUUUUGGGAAUGCUGGCAUCCCCAAAGGCAAAUUCCCAAAGGAGUGUCCUUUCAUUGCGGGUGACUGGGGAAUAUCACAGUGGGAUCCUCCGGUGCAUGUGAUUCCACCAGGAGUUCCGGAUGGCCGAGUCACAGGCUACAUACAGCUUGGAGAAGAAGGCAAAGAACCUUACAUUCAGAUCGACUACGAGGUCGAAUUAUCACACGAGCUGCCAAUGCCAUUCGGACGUUAAAAAUAUAUCGAAGAUCAAAUAAUGGACGCUGACCGACGGUGGAAAAUUUAGUAUCGAGGAUGCAACUGCACUCAACAUUUUUCAGGGAAUGUGUAACACUUUAAAGACAUCAGUAAAUUGAAUAAUCACGAA